AGGGCAAUUCCGGACACAGGACCCUUCUCCUUGCCCGCCGGCUUCAAGGGAAAAACAAAAGGAACCCGAAACCGCGUGAUAAAACUGAAGCUUUCCGCUGUCCCCCGGCCUGAAAGCGUAAACCAAAUCGAUUACCAACCCUCCACUCCUUCCCCGCGUCCCUGCCAGGUAAAAUACAGUCAAUCCGAGUUCAACUUCUCUCGCUCUGAUCCUCUUUCUCCCCUCACCCGCCACCGUCGCCGUCGAGAACCGCCUCCCCGCGUCCCGCCUUCCCGCAGCGAGCUCUUCUCGGAGCCACUUGAGCGCCGGGACGAGCGGCCAGUCUCGUCCAGAGCCGGUAUGCACAGCCAGAUCGUGUGCCAUGGCUGUCGGAGAGUUCUAUGCUACCCGUCAGGGGCGCCCAGCGUGUGCUGCGGGGCGUGCCAAGCUAUCACCAUCGUGCCACCCCCAGCGCUAGAAAUGGCUCAGCUUAUAUGUGGUGGUUGCCGAACCUUGCUGAUGUAUACCCGCAAUGCAGACACCGUGAGAUGUUCAUGUUGCCGUACAGUCAAUCUUGUGAGAUCAGUGAAUAAUAUUGCCCACGUGAACUGCGGACAGUGCCGGACAACUUUGAUGUAUCCAUAUGGAGCACCUUCUGUCAAAUGUGCCUUGUGCAAUUUUGUCACAAAUACUGGAAUAAAUACCAUGGCACCAACGCCGUGUCCAGUGCCUACACCAAAUGGAUCUUCAUAUAAUGUCCCAUCUACUUCUGUUUCUACAACUCAACCCCAGAAUGUAACCGUUGUUGUCGAGAAUCCUAUGACGGUUGACGGAAAGGGUAAACUGGUUAGCAACGUUGUAGUUGGAAUUACACCUGGGAAACAAUGAAGGGUUGUCUUGGCAGUUGCUGCAUACUUGUUUUGUGUUCUAUUCAAGAACCUGGAAAUAUCAGAUAUUACACUGCUCUUGGUGAUUGGUUACUGGGCUCACCUCGAAGAACAAAGAUACAAUUUUUCUGGCAUCUUGCAAAGGAAAACAUGAAUGUUGAAAGUUGAAUUGUGAACCUGUUAAUUCUUUUGUAUGUAAAUGAGCGCUGGUGGACUUCACUGUGUGGUCAAAUAGCCAAUGUGAAUGACAAAAUAGUUCGAGUUCUGUGUAGUUAUACAUACUUUGAAUUCGUGACAGACGCUCUGUUAGUUCUGCUCUUUCAUUUCUUUCU
This is a messenger RNA of Brachypodium distachyon (stiff brome), 1198 nucleotides long. Its product is annotated as protein LOL3. The coding region runs from base 340 to 867 and encodes 175 amino acids. The transcript has 7 exons. The record is from RefSeq and is a predicted model, not a curated record. NCBI's taxonomy places the organism in Eukaryota, Viridiplantae, Streptophyta, Magnoliopsida, Poales, Poaceae.